Molecule: messenger RNA, 1107 nt
Organism: Stylonychia lemnae
Lineage: Eukaryota; Ciliophora; Spirotrichea; Sporadotrichida; Oxytrichidae
Source: the annotation of a GenBank genome assembly
AUGACUUUAAAUUCUACAUAAGACUUGACAUACCAAAAUGACUUAAGUGAACCUCUUUUAGUUAAAGAUUAAUUAAAUGAGAUCAGUCAAAAGCCAAGGACUUACGAAACUUCAAGAGUUGCAUAGUUAUUUAAGAAGUAUUACCUAUAUGCAGCUAUCUUUAUUGGAUUAUGCUAUGGAUUGUUCAACUAUGUUAUAUUUAUUGCAGUGAAUGGAGUGAUGGAAUUGAGGACUAUAUACCUGAUUACUGUGAUAAACUUUAUGUUUUUCAUAAUCUAUCAUUUAAUUUGUGCGAUUUAACUCAAGAUUUAGAAAGGUUCCUUCUGGAAAUUGGAAGAUUCAGCUUACUAUGAUCAAAAAGGUAGAUUUGAUCUGAAAUUGGGCAGUAUUGUUAUUAUAAGAUCUUGCUUUCAACUUUUAUCAUAGUUUAUCCUUUAUUACAUAUUGCAAACUUCAAUUAUGUCUGGAAUCAAUGCAUCUAUUGUUUUCUCAAUUUACGCUGCUACAUCAGUCAUGGUUGCUAUUGCAUUUUAUCUUUUAUUCAAAGAAAGUCUAGGAUUAAAGCACAUUAUAGGAAUAGUACUUGUUAUGGUCAGUGUAAUACUAAUAGCAAAUGGAAAAUAUGCACCAGCUGAGGAUGUAGCAGUCAGGCUUGGGAUUAAUGAGGAAAAUAGAAUUAGUGUUUUCAUUCCAAUAGCUCUAGCCUUAGCGAACUGUUGUAUUUUUGUAAUGAGUAGUGUAAUGGCAAGACUGAUUAGAACCACUAAAAUCUCCACACUUCAGUACACUACAGACUCUUAAGCACUAGUUUCGACUGUUCUAACAUCAAUGGCAAUUUAUGAGCAUUUUUAUGUAAAACCGUAUGCUUUCUACGAGUUUUCAUUAGUAUCCAUCUGUUCUUUACUUUAUUUAAUGGGAGCAGUAGUAUUUACAGGUGCAGUCACUUAUGGAAAAGGAGGUACUACACAAGCUAUUAUGUAGAUAUAAGCUCCUUUCUAACUGGCCUUAGAAAUAAUCUUCUUAUCUAUUUAUCCACAGUUUCUUGGAUUUCUUGGUAUGGUAGUUUGUAUAGUGGGGGCUUUGAUUAUUAUACUUGGAAAGCAUUGA